Molecule: messenger RNA, 2488 nt
Organism: Pollicipes pollicipes
Lineage: Eukaryota; Metazoa; Arthropoda; Thecostraca; Pollicipedomorpha; Pollicipedidae
Product: forkhead box protein L1
Exons: 3
Coding region: 309-923 (204 amino acids)
Biological process (GO): anatomical structure morphogenesis; cell differentiation; regulation of transcription by RNA polymerase II
Molecular function (GO): RNA polymerase II cis-regulatory region sequence-specific DNA binding; DNA-binding transcription factor activity, RNA polymerase II-specific
Source: RefSeq, a predicted model, not a curated record
CUCCAGGGCAACACCUCUGCCGGGUCACGGCUGAGCUGGAGGAGCAUCUGAGCCCUCAGGCGGUCUGCUGGUCUGCAGUCAGCAGACCUCAGGCGGUCUGCUGGUCCCGUCGGCCGACUGAACGGCCGAAUCAAAGGUGCAGGCAAGCGGCUGGCACAGCUAGGCAAGCCCGCGUGGCACCACCGGCUCUGAGUUGCACGCGGGGGGCGGGUGGCUGUGCAACGCUGGAGUCGACAGACACUGCUGAAGGACCUGGACAGCUGUCCGUCUAUCUGCAGUGUGUGGCACAGCGCACCUUACCAGGCGCGAUGGAGGGGUGCGAUGGUUACCUGUCGAGCUUGGCGCCGCUGUGUGCGCGGCCCAGCUGCCUACCGCCCUACCUGCCCUUCUACUACCUGCCGCUGCACGGCUGCCAGCUGGCGCCGCCGCCUCAAAAGCCACCCUACAGCUACAUUGCCCUCAUCGCCAUGGCCAUCAAGUCGGCCGCCGACCAGCGCAUGACGCUCAGCGGUAUCUACAAGUACAUCAUGGAGCACUUCCCGUACUACCAGCAGAACAAGCAGGGCUGGCAAAACUCGAUUCGGCACAACCUUAGUCUCAACGACUGCUUCCGGAAGCUGCCGCGCCAGAAGGGCAAGCCCGGCAAGGGCUCCUUCUGGACGCUCGACCCCAAGUACGCCGACAUGUUCGAAAACGGUAACUUCCGGCGACGCAAGCGGCGUAUGCGCUGUCCGACCCAGAAGCCGGAUUCAGAGUCGACGGAGUCUGUUUUGGAGCCGCUCCCCGCGCAGUGCGGCCCGCCGGUCACCAAGGCCUCUCUCUUCACCAUCGAGAACAUCAUCAAGCCGGAGCCGAUGCUGUACACAACGGUGACGGCGGGGAGGACGGAUGAGGACGGACAAGGUGCGAGCCAAGUGCGCUGAUUAUAAGAAAGCGUGAGGGUAGGCACGUGUUCCGCCGCGAGAGCAGGGACAGAAGAUCUGUGUAUGGUUCGUAAUUUCACGGCAUGUUUGCUAAGCGUGCAGCUAAAGGUUUCCUAUGAUGUUCUGUAGAUGAGCAAGGUGUUAAUAAGACGGGUCUUUGUGGUACAUGGAUGUUCGCUUGACUGGAUCCCUGGAUUCUGCAUGACAAUCAAACCCAUGGUGCAAGAUAUAGAAAUGGUAAAAAGCUAUAAAACCCCCGCUAAAACUUAAGGCUGCGCCGAGAUACGGCCAGUUACUGGUGGGAAGGGCAAACACACGAGCACAAGCUUUCCUGAUCCAACGAACCCUGUGGAAUCAUUGCAGUCGGUCGGGUUAUGCCAAAGCACGGUUCGUUUGAACGUGCGAUGCAAUGUUGGGGUAUCCCGGUUACGUCCCGGGCAGGAAGCCUGUGCUGAGUCUGCCCCAGCGGUCUUAGUGUUCUCCGAUAGCCAUAAGCAGCCGCCUGUCUGCGGGCAUUGGAGCAAGCUGAUUCGCAGUAAGCAUGCACUGGAAGGUGGAACCUUUAAGAUCCGGCGGUGCCAGCAGGUGGAGCUGACAGCGCCCGUCACAUCUUGCCGUCAUCAAGUCGGGACUCACCACCUGGAUUGGGGCUGUGCCGGUGCCAUGUACUUAUCGAAGACGUUUUUCCAUUUUACAGAUCACAGAGACGAUAGAUAAUAAGCUAUGCGUGUAUAAGCAAUACAGCUGUGCUAUGAGUGUCAUCCAAGCUAGAACCACGGGGAAAAUAGCAAUAGAAAGCUCCCGUCAAACUACAUCAGAUAGGCGUGUUCUGACAAUGGCAAAUGUGACCACUGAACUGGUCAAACCAGGUCAGCUGGGAAAACUAGCACUUACAAACUAUUGCUAUCUCACAAACUAAGCAUGUCACGAUAGACGGUGUUGAAUGACUUGAACAGAAAGGCGGUUUUGAACGGUUCUUGAGAAAAUUCCAUUAGAUAGUCACUUGUUGACAUUGACACAUAUGACGCAUAUGAUCUGUGAGGUGUCAUGUCAAAUCAAAGGGUUGAUGGCGAUUGUUGCAUCGGCCUGCUCGGCUACAUCAAUAACUAAAGAAGUCGCAUCAAUACAAAACAGACUUAAUGAGACCUUCAAAAGCUGUAACAUAAAUGACAUCAAGAUUUAGCUUGCAUGACUUUGAAAGGUCAGAUCUAAUCACAAAAGUAAAGUUUGACAUACCUUGACAGCUGGAUUGCCUGACCUUGCAAGAUCUGCUGGAACGGAAGGACUGCACUUCGGAAUGAUAUAGAUAAAAAGAGGACUCUAGGAACUCAUUUCAAGUGCAUUUUGCAAGAGAAAUAGGCGUUAUUUGUCGCCUCUGCGCAAAAUGUCACCAAAAUAGCCCGGAGACAAAGUUAUAAAUAACAAUCGUGAAAUUCGGAAGCUUUAAUUGUCCACAACAUCGUGAAAAGGAUUCAAACGUAGGCACAGGUUAUACAUAUGAACCGUGAAAUUCAGAAGCUUUAAUUUUCCACAACUUUUCUAGUCCAAGCCAUUCAGAAGUUAUU